Thlaspi arvense is the source of this 855-nucleotide messenger RNA. The record is from the annotation of a GenBank genome assembly. Lineage: Eukaryota; Viridiplantae; Streptophyta; Magnoliopsida; Brassicales; Brassicaceae.
AUGGAACUGCAAGCUCCGUCAUUGUUAAAUCCAAAGCUACGCUUGCUCUGUAGCUAUGGUGGCCGAAUAAUGCCCCUCCCACCCUCAAAAUCCCUGCAAUACAUCGGCGGCGAGACGCGCAUCAUCGCCGUUCCACGUGGCAUCUCUUUUCCAGCCUUCUUUGAGCUUCUCUCGAGGAAGCUUCUCCAUGGCCGCUCCUUCUCCCUCAAGUACAGGCUCCCUGGCUGCGACCUUGACUCUCUCAUCACCGUCGAUAGCAACGAUGAUCUACAGAACAUGAUCGCCGAGUGUGAUUCAACUUCUUUCCGGCGUAUUCGUCUCUUUCUCUUCCCGUUAAAUCACCCUGAGCCGAGUCACGCCGAGUCCACUCGAUGUUCUGUGUCGGUUAACCGGUUGCUAGGUCUGGAAGCGUCGAUCCAGAAAAUCUCCUUCACCUCCUCGUCUUCCGUUCUUCCAAUCCCGAUUUUCCCGCCAAGUAAUGGUACGGCGGCGCAGCGUGUCGAUCUUGAGAAGCUCGAUGCAACUGCUACGGAGGAGAAUCGGGUGAAGGACGAGGCUCCUCCUACAAGCUCCACCUCUUUGUUUUCGCCGGAAAACGCCACCGCCGCUGAUGCCGGAGGAAUUUCAGAUAAAGAAACAGAGAAAGUAGAGAUUCAAGAUCAACCACAGCAAGUUGUUCAAGAGCCUUCGCCACAGCAGCAGCACCGAUUGUUACCGGUAGUCUACUAUGUACCAGUCUGGCCGAUGCCGCCACAAAUGGUUACUCAUCAAGUGAGUUCUUACGCAUUGUCUCCGGCGACGGAAUAUUCUUCUGAGUUAGAUCCGGUGCCGGGAAAUAAGGAAAACGGGACCUGA